AUGAAAGGAGAAAGCCCUGCAAAGCUCACAGAUGACUGCCUCAGACUUUCCCGUAUUCCCCUGAACCGGAGCUGUGCUCGCACAGCAGUGUCUGUUUUGCUUUCUUACAGAUUCAAGACCGGUCAGAUCAACGGAGAUUUGUUGAUAUACCACGUCCUGCUAACUCUGAAGCCAUACUAUGCAAAGCCAUACGAAAUUGUAGUGGACCUCACACACGCUGGCCCCAGUAAUCGCUUUAAAACAGACUUUCUUUCUAAAUGGUUUGUAGUUUUUCCAGGCUUUGCUUAUGAAAAUGUCUCGGCAGUUUUUAUUUAUAACUGUAACUCUUGGGUCAGAGAAUACACCAAAUACCAUGAAAGGCUCUUGACAGGUUUGAAAGGAAGCAAAAGGCUUAUUUUCAUAGACUCUCCAGGGAAACUGGCAGAGCACAUCGAGCACGACCAGCAGAAACUCCCAGCAGCUACCUUGGCUUUGGAGGAGGACUUGAAAGUGUUCCACAAUGCUCUCAAACUGGCUCAUAAGGACACCAAAGUUUCUAUUAAAGUAAGUUGGGUCGACAGCGGGACGGUUCAGGUGACAUCAGCAGAACGAACAAGAGUCCUGGGACAAACGGUGUUUUUAAAUGACAUAUACUACGCCUCUGAAAUCGAGGAAAUAUGCCUCGUUGAUGAGAACCAGUUUACCUUAACCAUUGCCAACCAAGGCACGCCGCUCACCUUCAUGCACCAGGAGUGUGAAGCCAUCGUUCGGUCCAUCAUUCAUAUCCGGACGCGGUGGGAGCUGUCGCAGCCAGACUCUAUCCCCCAGCACACCAAAAUCCGUCCCAAGGACGUCCCUGGAACGCUGCUGAACAUCGCGCUGCUCAACCUGGGAAGCUCAGACCCCAGCCUGCGGUCUGCUGCCUAUAAUCUUCUCUGUGCCUUAACCUGUACCUUUAAUUUAAAGAUUGAAGGCCAGUUACUGGAAACUUCAGGUCUCUGUAUUCCUGCCAACAACACGCUCUUUAUUGUAUCUAUUAGUAAGACUCUUGCAGCUAACGAACCCCACCUUACCUUAGAGUUCUUGGAAGAGUGUAUUUCUGGAUUUAGCAAAUCUAGUAUUGAACUGAAACAUCUUUGUCUGGAGUAUAUGACUCCCUGGCUGUCCAAUCUCGUCCGGUUCUGUAAACACAAUGAUGAUGCCAAGCGCCAGCGAGUCACUGCUAUUCUUGAUAAGCUGAUAACAAUGACAAUAAAUGAAAAGCAGAUGUAUCCUUCCAUUCAAGCUAAGAUAUGGGGAAGUCUUGGACAGAUAACAGACCUCCUUGAUGUUGUGCUGGAUAGUUUCAUCAAAACUAGUGCCACAGGGGGCUUAGGGUCCAUAAAAGCUGAGGUUAUGGCAGACACAGCGGUAGCGCUCGCCUCUGGAAAUGUCAAAUUGGUUUCAAGCAAAGUGAUCGGAAGGAUGUGUAAAAUCAUCGACAAGACUUGUCUGUCUCCAACUCCUACGCUGGAGCAGCACCUGAUGUGGGACGAUAUCGCCAUUCUGGCACGUUACAUGCUCAUGCUCUCCUUUAACAACUCUCUGGACGUGGCAGCGCAUCUCCCCUACCUCUUCCAUGUGGUCACUUUACUGGUGGCCACUGGUCCCCUUUCUCUCAGAGCUUCCACUCAUGGCCUCGUCAUCAACAUCAUUCAUUCCCUUUGCACUUGUUCACAGCUUCACUUCAGUGAGGAGACCAAGCAAGUUUUAAGGCUGAGCUUGACUGAGUUCUCUCUGCCCAAAUUUUAUUUGCUGUUUGGAAUCAGCAAAGUGAAAUCAGCCGCAGUCAUAGCGUUCCGGUCCAGCUAUCGAGACAGGUCGUUCUCACCCGGCUCCUACGAAAGGGAGACUUUUGCGCUGACUUCCCUGGAAACUGUUACGGAAGCUCUGCUGGAGAUCAUGGAGGCUUGUAUGAGGGAUAUCCCAACGUGCAAGUGGCUGGACCAGUGGACAGAGCUCGCUCAGAAGUUUGCAUUCCAGUAUAACCCGUCCCUGCAGCCCAGAGCACUUGUUGUCUUCGGCUGUAUCAGCAAACGUGUCUCUCACGGACAGAUAAAACAAAUAAUCCGAAUCCUAAGCAAGGGACUGGAGAGCUGUUUAAAAGGCCCCGAUAAUUACAACAGCCAGGUUCUAAUAGAAGCUACAGUUAUAGCUCUCACCAAGCUGCAGCCUCUCCUUAAUAAGGAUUCCCCUAUGCACAAGGCUCUCUUCUGGGUGGCCAUGGCAGUCCUGCAGCUCGAUGAAGUAAACUUGUACUCAGCAGGUACAGCUCUGCUUGAACAGAACCUGCACACCUUGGAUAGCCUUCGAGUGUUCAACGACAAGAGCCCAGAAGAGGUGUUCAUGGAGAUCAGGAGACCACUCGAAUGGCACUGCAAGCAGAUGGAUCAUUUUGUUGGGCUCAAUUUCAACUCCAACUUUAACUUUGCACUAGUGGGACACCUCCUGAAAGGGUACAGGCAUCCUUCUCCUACCACUGUAGCAAGAACAGUGAGGAUUUUACACACGCUGCUGGCGCUGGUUAACAAGCACAGGAACUGUGACAAGUUUGAGGUGAACACCCAGAGCGUGGCUUACCUAGCAGCUUUGCUGACAGUAUCUGAGGAAGUUCGAAGUCGCUGCAGCCUAAAACAUAGGAAGUCUCUCUUGUUGACAGAUGUUUCAAUGGAAAAUGUUCCUAUGGAUACAUAUCCCAUACAUCACAGUGACACUAACUAUAGGACACUAAAGGAAAAUCAACCGUGGUCAUCACCAAAGGGGUCAGACAGACAUCUGGCUGCCAGUUACCCAACAGUGGGACAGAUCAGCCCUCGAACACGAAAAUCCAUGAGUUUGGAUAUGGGGCAGCCUUCACAAGCGAACACUAAAAAGCUUCUAGGUACAAGGAAAAGUUUUGACCAUUUGAUAUCGGACACAAAGGCUCCUAAAAGGCAAGACAUGGAAUCUGGAAUCACAACGCCUCCCAAAAUGAGGAGAGUAGCCGAAAAUGAUUAUGAAAUGGAAACCCAAAGGAUAUCACCACAGCAACACUCCCAUCUUCGAAAAGUUUCUGUUUCUGAGUCAAACGUCCUCCUAGAUGAAGAAGUUCUGACUGACCCAAAGAUUCAAGCACUGCUGCUUACAGUUCUUGCAACGUUAGUGAAGUACACUACUGAUGAGUUUGACCAGCGGAUCCUAUAUGAGUAUCUAGCAGAAGCCAGCGUCGUCUUCCCAAAGGUCUUUCCUGUCGUGCAUAAUUUAUUGGACUCCAAGAUCAAUACCCUUUUAUCGCUGUGCCAGGAUCCAAACUUGUUGAAUCCAAUCCAUGGGAUCGUUCAGAGCGUUGUCUACCAUGAAGAGUCUCCACCCCAGUACCAAACUUCUUAUCUGCAGAGUUUUGGAUUUAAUGGGUUAUGGAGGUUUGCUGGCCCAUUUUCUAAGCAAACCCAAAUCCCAGACUAUGCCGAGCUCAUAGUGAAGUUUCUUGAUGCCUUGAUUGACACGUAUUUGCCUGGAAUUGAUGAGGAAGCCAGUGAGGAAUCUCUCCUGACACCCACAUCUCCGUAUCCUCCUGCAGUGCAGAGCCAGCUCAGCAUCACCGCUAACCUGAACCUCUCCAACUCCAUGACCUCGCUCGCCACUUCCCAGCACUCCCCAGGGAUCGACAAGGAGAACGUGGAGCUCUCGCCCACGGCCGGGCACUCCAACAGCGGGAGGAUGCGCCACGGCUCGGCCAGCCAGGUGCAGAAGCAGCGGAGCGCCGGCAGUUUCAAACGUCACAGCAUCAAAAAGAUCGUGUGA
Molecule: messenger RNA, 3801 nt
Organism: Apaloderma vittatum (bar-tailed trogon)
Lineage: Eukaryota; Metazoa; Chordata; Aves; Trogoniformes; Trogonidae
Gene: NF1
Product: neurofibromin 1
Exons: 23
Coding region: 1-3801 (1266 amino acids)
Source: RefSeq, a predicted model, not a curated record